This is a messenger RNA of Spinacia oleracea (spinach), 666 nucleotides long. RefSeq lists its product as uncharacterized. The coding region runs from base 1 to 666 and encodes 221 amino acids. The transcript is spliced from 2 exons. The record is from RefSeq and is a predicted model, not a curated record. NCBI's taxonomy places the organism in Eukaryota, Viridiplantae, Streptophyta, Magnoliopsida, Caryophyllales, Amaranthaceae.
AUGAAGAUCAUCAUAGACAAAAAGACUAACAAGGUUGUAUUUGCGGAAGCAGGAAAGCAAGUUGUGGAUCUCAUCUUCCACAUCUUGUCUUUGCCGCUUGCAACUGUUGUCAAUCUCCUCCAUGAAAACAACAAAGACGUGAUUGGGUGUCUUGCAGAGGUCUUCAAUAGUGUUGAGUCUCUGGAUAGUUCCUACCUCGAGUCUAAUUUAAACAAGAACUCGAUUCUCAAUCCGACGACUGCCAUUGUUGUCCCUUUGCUUUCAACUAAACCAACAACACAGAAUCAUCUUCUGAAAUGCUAUACGUGCUCCAACUCCACUCUGGUUUGCUGCUUAAGUGAUCGACAAGGGACGGUUUGUGGUCACCACAGCACAAAAAUGACGACUGUGCGAAGCUUAGUAUACGAGCCCAGAACUCCGGGAUAUGUGAAGGAAGCGGUAGCAUUUAUGGUGAUGGAUAAUUUGGAAGUUAAACCCAUGUCAAUUUCUCUAAUCAGCACCCAUCUCAAAAACUUGACUUCCUUUGAGGAGAGAGAGGUUCAAUUUGGUCAAAAGGAGGGAAUUGCAAUGUUGAAAGCAUCCUUGGAAACCAAAUCUGUGCUCACUGCUGUCUUUCUCGGGAUGAAGGAGGAAGAUAUAGUGCCCGAAUCCGAGACUUGUGAUUGA